Molecule: messenger RNA, 4947 nt
Organism: Pediculus humanus corporis (human body louse)
Lineage: Eukaryota; Metazoa; Arthropoda; Insecta; Psocodea; Pediculidae
Product: Centromeric protein E, putative
Exons: 14
Coding region: 1-4947 (1648 amino acids)
Source: RefSeq, a predicted model, not a curated record
AUGGUAGCAUUAAAAAAUAAAAUAGCCGGACUCGAAUCCGAAUCCGAAGAUUAUCGUGAAACGUUAACAAAAGCAAUGCAUAAAUUAGAAAAAAUGGAUUCGAUAAUGAACGAAAAUAAUCUUUUAAGAGAAAAAUUAAAAUAUUCCGAAGAAACGAUUAAAUAUUUAGAAGAGAAAAAGAAAGAAUUAGAAAAAGAAUUGAAAUUAUUUAAAAGAACGACGGAAAAUACGGAAACGGAUGAAAAACAAAAUUGGGAUAAAAAAUGCAUUUUGGAUCGCGGUGAUUGUGAUAAAAUCGUUCGUUUAUCAUCGGAAAAAAAAUUAUUAAUCAUUCAAAUAGAAGAAUUAAAAAAAGAAUUGGAAAUUGCUAGAAUAAAUUCAAAGGAAAUCGAAUCCCUGAGGAAAAUAUCGGAAAACACGACUAAUAAUUUACAAGAAUUAAUUAAAGAAAAUGAUUGUUAUAAGAAAAAAUUAGAAACUAUGAAAUUUUUAGAAAAACAUAUCGAAGAUUUAAAAAAACAAGCUCAAAUGUUAACGGAAAAAUAUAAAAAGGAAUCUCAAAAAGCAAACGAACAUUUAAUGCAAAUAAAUAUAAAUACAAAAGAAUUACAAUUAUUAAGGGAUGAACGUGAUAGAUUACAAUUAAGGGUCGAUGAACUUUUAACAUACGAAAAUCAAUUUUUAUCACUUCAAUCGAAAUUACAUCAAGUCGAAAUCAUUCUCGAUGAAAAUGAAAUGCUUAAUAAAAAAUUGAUACAUUUGGAUAGGUUGGAAUUGGAAAAUGAACAUUUGAAAAUGAAAAUCGAACAAUAUAAAAGUAUGGAAAUGCAAUCGAAUCAGGAUAAAGAAAAAAUAAUACAAUUGCAAUGUGCGAUAGUUGAUCAAGAAGAAGAAAUUAAAAAAAUGGUUCGUCACAUGGAACAAUUAACAGAAGGGUAUUCGGAUAAAAAUGAAAUAUAUAAAUUAAAAAGUGAAUUAGAUGAGAAAAAUAUUAUUAUUAAACAAUAUGAGAGACAAAUAUCCGAAAUACCAAUUUUGGAAUGCGAAAUAGAAGAAUUAAGAAAUAAAUUACAAAAAUGUAUCGACGAUUUUAAAAUUGAUAAGGAUUUACUGAUAAGGUUGCAAGAAGAAUUGGAAGCGUGUCAAACAAGAUGUCACGACCUGGAAGAAUCGACAUCGGUUUAUCCAACGGAAUCCACACAAUCACAAUCCGAUGAAUUUACCGAAACCGAACCUUUGGAAUGUAAUGAUGAUAAUGAUGAUGAUAUGAAAGAUUUAAAUAACGACUCGUCGUUAAAAAUGGAAGAUUUAACGUUAAAAUUAUCGAAUGAUGUUAAUUUAAAUGAUUUAAUAAAUGAAACAAACGAAUUAAAACAAUUGUUACGGGUGAAAGAAGAGAAAAUUAACGAUUUGGAAACGGAAAUAAUAAAUAUAAAUAAAGAAUUGAAAAAAUAUUAUAAUUACGAGGAUAUAAAACGUUAUAACGAAGAUUUAGAAUACGAAUUAAAUAAUAUAAAAAAAAUAAAUAAGUUAUUGGAAGAAGAAAUUGAAUUGAGACGAGAUUCGGCGGAAAAAUCUCAAGAUUUGGAAAAAACGUUAAUAAUAGAAAGACGAGCGAAAAAUUUUCUAGCAAAUCACGUUAAAGAAUUAGAAAGGAAAAUUUUAAUGGAAGAAAAUAAGAAAAAAAUUGAAAGGAAAAUAGAAAAAUUAAAAAAAGAAGAAAUGAAUUUAAUUCAAAGGAAUUCGAAUAAAAAUUUCUACGUUGAAAUAAUCAAUUUGAAUAACGUAUUAAAUUUAUCGAAAAAAUUAAUAAGAGAAUUAAAAAAAGAAAAUAAAAUUUUGGUUGAAAUUAACGAUAGAGUGGAAAAUGUGGAAAUUAAAUUUUUUAAAAAUUUAAUUAAAAAUUUACGUGUUAAAAUAAAAUGUUUUAAAUAUUUAUUAAAACCGGAAAUACAAACGGAAUAUCAUUUUCUCAAUGAAAAAUUUAACGGUCUCUCUAUGGAAACUGAUCGUUUGAUUUUCGAAAUAAAUGAUUUGAAAUAUUCGUUGGAAUGUGAAAAAAAAAAUAAAGAAAUUUUAAAAUGUGAAUUGAUGAAAAUUCAACGUGAAAUAUCAUUAUAUGUGACAGAAGAAAAUAAUGUCAUGGUACAAGAAUUGAAAUGUAAAAAUGAUGAAAUAGAAGAAAUGAAAAAAAAAUUAGAAAAUGUCGAAAUUAAAUAUAAAAAUUCGUGUGAGGAAAUUGAGGAUUUAAAAAAGGAAAACGUGACGUUGAUGAAGGAUUUUAAUGAAGAAAAAGAAAAUUUAAAUAAUAAAAUAAACGAGCUGGUGGAAGAAUUAAACGAACAUAAAAAUUUAAAAAAUGAAUUAAAUGUUUUAUUGGAACAAAUACAAGAACAAAAAAAUAUAGAAAAUGAAAUGAAACAAAUAAAUAUUGUUUUGGAAGAGGAAAAGGAAACGGGUUUAAAAGAAUUAACGACGGAAAAAGAAAAAAUAAAAUUAAUGGAAGAUGAAAUAGAAAAAUUUAAAAACGAAUUAGAAAAGUUUAAAAAUAUGGAAAAUGAAAAAAAAAAUAAUUUGGAGAAUAUAAUUGAAAAUCACGAAAAGACUUUGGAACUUAAAGAAAAUAAAGAAAAUGAAUUAUUGAUUGAAAUUGAAAAUUUAAAAAAAAAUUUAAACGAAUACGUUGAUAAUUUAACGGAAAGUAAAAAACAAGAGGAAAAUUUAAUCGGAAAAUUGGAAGAAUCGGAAAAAAGGUUUAAAUGUCAAGAGGAUGAAAUGAAAAAUAUGAAAGAUGUUUGUGCGGUUUUAAAUAAUGAAAUAAAUAAAAAAAAUUCGGAAAUCCAAGUACUCAAAUCGAGAUUGAUGGAAAAAAAUAAAAGAGAGGAAAAUUCGGAAAAUGAUAUAAACGUUAAUUACGAAUUAGAAAAAAAUUCAUCUUUAAAUGAAAAAUUCGAAUUGGAAGAAGCAUUGAGAAAAAUGGAAAACGAAUUAGAUGAAAUUAAAUUAAAAUUAAAAGAUUGUAAAGAAAUGGAAGAUGAAAUUACAUCGCUUAAAAAUAAAAGGGAUUCCCUGUUGGAAAAAUCAAACAAUUCGGAAAACGAAAUAAAUUUGUUAAAAAAUAAAUUAAUCGAUUAUGAUAAUGUUAAAAAUGAAUUGGAAUUAUUGAAAAAUAAUAUCAAAAUCGAUUCGGAUUCCGAACAAAAAUUAUAUAACGAAUAUUUAAUUUUACAAAAAGAAUUAAAUGACGAAAGAGAAGAAAUUGUUAAAUUAAAAGAAAAUAACGAAAACCUUCAAAACGAUUUGUUAAAAGCAGAAAACUUAUUGGAAGUAUCUAAAAAAUUACAUAAAAACGUUUCACAAAUACAAAUAAUGUCGUCUUCUGCUGAAUUUUUCACUCCUCCGACACUUCCAUCACCCAAAUCCUCACAAAACGAUAACGAAUUCGAAUGCGUUAUAUCAAUGAAAAUACAUAAAAAAGAAUUAAACGAUUUGGAAAAUGAUUUUAAAUUAAAAAUAAAAAAAUUAAAAGAAAGAAAUGCGAAAAAAGUUAAAAAACUCACGGCCUUCCAUGAAAAAGAAGGGAUUUGCAGAACGAAAGCUUUUCACGAAAGUAUUAAUAGUAUUAAAUCGAGUUAUGAAAACGGUAUAAGAAAAUUAGUUGAAAAACAUAAGAUAAGCAUAACGAAGCUGCAAGAAUUACACGAAGAAGAAGUCGAAGAAUUGAAUAAAAAUACGAAAGAAAUGAAAUUGGAUUCCGCGGAAAAGAGUAAAAAAAUGACGGCCGAACAUAAAAAAGAAUUAUUAGAAAUGGAAAAAAAAUACGAAGAUUUAUUAAAAGAAAAAGAUAUACAAAUUCAAACUGCGAAAUUAUCCGUUGAAUCAUCCGUUACUCAAAACACGAACGACAUGCAAGAAGUUCACAAGAAGGCGGUGGAAAGUUUAACGGAAUUUUAUAAAAAAAGCAUGUUGGAAUUGGAAGAAAAACAUUCGAAAGAAUUAAACAAAUGUAAAAAAAUUAAUUUAAAAAGAACGGAAAUUAUGAAAAAUAAAUAUGAAGAUUUACUAGCAGAAGAAAGGAAAAAAUACGAAGAACAACUUGAAGAAAUGCUUAACAAUUUAAAAAAAGAACUUAUAUUGGUUCAUAGCAAGACAUGUUUUUCACCAGAAUGUUCAUCAGAUCAUGAUGAAAGAGGAGGUGGUGAAUUUGACAGAAUCGGUGAUGAAUGUAAGCAUAAAGUCCUGAUGAAUGCUAAAAGAGAAGAUUUAUUAAGAAGAAUAUUCACGCUGGAACUUGUUAAUAUGGAAACGGCAGAAAAAUAUAGAAUACAAGAACUUAAAAAUGCAUUGUCAGAAGCACGACAAAAAAAUUCCGAAUUGAGAAAAAUUAUAUCAAAUCAAACAAAAUACAAAAUGGAUGACAAAAUAGAAAAAUAUUCAAUAAUUGAGGGUCAGGAUUCGGGAAAUCUACCCAACGACGAGUCCGACGAAAGAAAAGAUGUAGAAAUUAGUAGUACAGCAAAAGAUAAAAAAUUAUUAGAAGAAGAAUUGAAAAAGGAAAAAGAAAAUGUUAAAUAUUUAAAAGCGUUUAUUGAAACGGAAAAGGAAAAGCAUAAAACUCAAAGGAAAAGAGAUUCGGAUUACGUCGAAUCGAUAAGAUUAAGAUUAGAAGAAGCAUUAAAUCACGAACAAAUAAUGGAAUCGCAAUUGGAAUACGAAGCUAAAUUCAGAGCUAAAUUAGAAUACGAAUUGCAAUCUUUACAAAAAAGUUUUAAUCUUAUAACGGAUUUACCUUUUGGUACUUUACCCGUUGAUUCAAAGGCCGUUAAGGAUUUAAAAAAUUUUGAUCAGUGUGAUAUAACAAACAAAGAAGAAUUACAAAAUAAAACUAAAAGUAGGCAUAAAACCUUUAGUGGAAAAGGUCUUAAAAAACUUUCCUUUAAAAACUAA